This is a messenger RNA of Coturnix japonica (Japanese quail), 2077 nucleotides long. RefSeq names its product glucosamine-phosphate N-acetyltransferase 1 (gene GNPNAT1). The record is from RefSeq and is a predicted model, not a curated record. NCBI's taxonomy places the organism in Eukaryota, Metazoa, Chordata, Aves, Galliformes, Phasianidae. Gene Ontology annotation, molecular function: glucosamine 6-phosphate N-acetyltransferase activity.
GCUGGAUCGUGGCGUGCGUGCUGGUUAGGCCCCGCCUCCUGCCACGUCCGUGCGGCGCCUGCGUCAGAGCCGGUUCGAGCGGCACCGCGGCCUCGUGUGGAGUGAGGCACCUCUUGCUGCCAUGCUGCCCGUAGCAACCGCGAUGCCCGACGACACGCCGAUGUUUGACCCCAGCAUUCUGCAUGAGCUCGACUGGAGCGAGAACACGGCCACGUUUUCUCCUUCCAUUUCUCCUUCAGAGCCAGGAGAUGGGCUGGUCAUGAGGCCGCUGUGCACGGCUGAUGUCAACCGAGGCUUUUUCAAGGUCCUGGGUCAGCUGACUGAAACUGGAGUGGUGAGCCCAGAGCAGUUUAUCAAAACCUUUGAGCACAUGAAGAAAUCUGGAGAUUAUUACGUUACUGUCGUAGAAGAUACCAACCUUGGACAGAUCGUUGCUACAGCAACGCUGGUGAUAGAACACAAGUUCACUCACUCCUGUGCAAAGAGAGGGAGGAUAGAAGACGUAGUAGUAAGCGGGGAGUGCAGAGGAAAGCAGCUCGGCAAACUACUAAUGUCCACUCUUACACUGCUCAGUAAGAGACUGAACUGUUAUAAAAUCACACUCGAGUGUCUGCCAAAAAACGUGGCCUUCUACAAGAAGUUUGGCUAUUUGGUAUCUGAAGAAAACUACAUGUUUCAGCGGUUCUUUAACUGACAACUUCUAGCACUGUUUUUGUACAGACUGCUGGCGGAGGAGCUCUGGUACAUUCUCUUCAUGACAAAUCUAUAUAGUUUAUUGCUGCAGAUAUACCGAUCCCUAUAAAUACUGAGCAUCAAAUGUGUAAAGCCUGCAGAGGAAAGGCACGGUACCGACAUGCGAGGAGGGUUCCUGGGUUAGCUCUUAGAACUAAUUUUUACUACUGUUCAGUCCAAGUGAAGCUUUUUUUGUUCCAGCUGCGUUACAAAGGACUCCUAAGGGAUGGUUUUUAACCAAAGGUCUAUAUUUUUAUCUCAGAUUUUUUCUUGCAUUGUAUUUUUCUAAAGGUUGGCGCUUCUUUUCUUGGUAGCCCAAGUGCAGCUUUGUGGGGUUGUGCUCCUCUCUGUACUUUGCUGGAGGGUGAUGUGGUUGGGCACGGCUGCUUCUCAUGUGCAGUUGGUAAUACACAGGGUGGGAAUUUGUUCUGUUCCUACAUGAAACCUCCCUGAAGUGCUGUUCAUGUUUGUGUACCUGAAGUUUUAUAGGCACUGCUUUCCAAAACUGGAUUUGUUGCUGUUAAAGUGGCUGGGAGGGGCAGGGGGUUCCUUAUGGGCUCUGAAGCCAAUAUUUUGGAGCCUAAAUGGAUGCGCAGUUCUCCAUGCAGGGACCCUGCACUUUAGCUGAUAAUUAUCUUAAAAACAUAUUAAAUUAUGUUUGUUGACAAACAAACCCAUGGUUUGCAAUAGAAACAGGAAGCUGGGAUGUCUGACAGGCAGAAUGUGCAUCAUCUUUAGUGGGUUUUCACUAGGCUCGAUGGGGCUGUUAAUGCCCCUAUCUGUAAGAAGGUGCCAAGGCAUUCAGCUUCACCCAACACAUCUGACCAACAUGCUCUACUUGAACUCCUUUGGGCCAGUUCAGCUCUGCUUUUGCCGGUAACCACUUCUACCUUUUGCAUUUCAAACCAACCCAGAGAUCCCAGAUCCACGUCCCGAGGGGCAGCUGCUGGUUGGAAGCAUCCCUCUUCUCUAAGAUUGGAUAAACCAUUUUAGCACUUUUGCCCCCAGCAGCAAGCAAACAAUACACAAAGCCCUCACUUCAACAGUAGUGUUUUGUGCAAGGAGAGUGACAAAUCCUCCAUCUGUGAAUUAGGGCAUUAUGAGAAGGGGGGGGGGGGGGGGUUGGCACAGGGCAGCCAGCCUUGUUUGUGAACAGUUAGGCCUUACGGAACAUCCUUUCCUUGUGGGGUGGAGAGCUACUUUAAGCUGCGUGUGGGGGGUUCUAUUUAAUGUCCCUGAUGGUACUCCACUCAAUCUAGUGUUCCCUUGGUAAUGUCUGUUUUAUUUAUUGAUUGUUUUUUUUUAAUCUUUGUUUAAGCUGAAUAAAUUAAGACUGCCAACUCUA